Molecule: messenger RNA, 553 nt
Organism: Temnothorax curvispinosus
Lineage: Eukaryota; Metazoa; Arthropoda; Insecta; Hymenoptera; Formicidae
Product: nucleolin-like
Exons: 1
Source: RefSeq, a predicted model, not a curated record
AUGGAAACUUCAGAAGGAGAAAGCGUACCAUUUACUAAGAAAGAACUGGAGGAAUUACCAUUUUACGAGCAUGUAGUUCACGCAGAAAUACAUAACGAACCAAUGAAUCGAAUGAAUGAUAAUAAUAAUGCUAACACUUUACCAGAAUUAUCUGAAACUGAAGAUGACAAUGAAAAUACAUUAUCAGAAGAAGAAGAUGAAAAUGAAAUAGAGCCAUUAUUAUUAGAAAGCAGCGACAGUCACAUUGAUGAAGAUUUAUCCACCUCACCAAUAAGUAUACCACCUAAUCUUUUACAGAUAAUAAAUAAUUUAGCAGAAGACUAUGAAGACGAUGAAAUUAAUCAAAACGAAACUCUACAUGAAGAAAAUUGUGAGGAUUCAAUCCCAAUAGCCGAAGACAACGAAAACAAUGACCAGAUUACCGACGAUGACGACUCCGGAGAAGAAAACGAAGACGAGGAAGGAGACAAUAGCGACAGAGACGUUGACGCAACUUACAAUGAAUUAGACACGAAUGACCCGACACCCGAAAUUGAAAGACAAAUAAUAACAC